This is a messenger RNA of Corticium candelabrum, 1446 nucleotides long. RefSeq names its product receptor-interacting serine/threonine-protein kinase 4-like. NCBI's taxonomy places the organism in Eukaryota, Metazoa, Porifera, Homoscleromorpha, Homosclerophorida, Plakinidae. Gene Ontology annotation, biological process: protein ubiquitination. Gene Ontology annotation, cellular component: cytoplasm. The coding region runs from base 1 to 1446 and encodes 481 amino acids. The transcript is spliced from 14 exons. Gene Ontology annotation, molecular function: protein binding. The record is from RefSeq and is a predicted model, not a curated record.
AUGGCACCUGCUGCACGUGGUGGAAAACCUGUUGUGUCAAUGAUGCGAGAGGAUCAUGAUAUAUCUUCUCGGCUAGAAGGGAUGGAAACUCCUACAUCUCAACUCAGUCCAGGCUGCUGCCAAACAGAGGAUGGUCUUUCACUUGAUAGUGAUGCUGCUGUGGACCCUGUACUUCGUCGAGAGUUUCUUGAAGAGUUACAGAAAGAUGGGAAGAUGCCUUUUGAUUUUGCUGUGAGAAGAGCUCACAUGUCAACAGCUAACCGAUUGUUUUCAAUAAUGCAGUCAGUUGAAGAUCUUGCAUUAGAGAAUGUGUGUAAGCUGCUGCAGUGGGCAUGUUGGAAUGAAGUGGAUGUUGCAACAAAGAUUGCAGAGAAGUUUUGUCAAUCAGUGGAGAAGGAGUCUGGUCGCACUUUACUUCACUUUGCUGCUGAACUUGACCAUCAUGAGGCAGUCGCGUGUCUGUUGGAGAAGAAGGCUGAUGCAGAUGCUAAAGAUAAGUAUGGGGAGAAACCUUUUGAUUUUGCUGUGAGAAGAGCUCACAUGUCAACAGCUAACCGAUUGUUUUCAAUAAUGCAGUCAGUUGAAGAUCUUGCAUUAGAGAAUGUGUGUAAGCUGCUGCAGUGGGCAUGUUGGAAUGAAGUGGAUGUUGCAACAAAGAUUGCAGAGAAGUUUUGUCAAUCAGUGGAGAAGGAGUCUGGUCGCACUUUACUUCACUUUGCUGCUGAACUUGACCAUCAUGAGGCAGUCGCGUGUCUGUUGGAGAAGAAGGCUGAUGCAGAUGCUAAAGAUAAGUAUGGGGAGAAACCUUUUGAUUUUGCUGUGAGAAGAGCUCACAUGUCAACAGCUAACCGAUUGUUUUCAAUAAUGCAGUCAGUUGAAGAUCUUGCAUUAGAGAAUGUGUGUAAGCUGCUGCAGUGGGCAUGUUGGAAUGAAGUGGAUGUUGCAACAAAGAUUGCAGAGAAGUUUUGUCAAUCAGUGGAGAAGGAGUCUGGUCGCACUUUACUUCACUUUGCUGCUGAACUUGACCAUCAUGAGGCAGUCGCGUGUCUGUUGGAGAAGAAGGCUGAUGCAGAUGCUAAAGAUAAGUAUGGGGAGAAACCUUUUGAUUUUGCUGUGAGAAGAGGUCACAUGUCAACAGCUAACCGAUUGUUAUCAAUAAUGCAGUCAGUUGAAGACGUUGCAUUAAAGAAUGUGUGUAAGCUGCUGCAGUGGGCAUGUAGGAAUGAAGUGGAUGUUGUAACAAAGAUUGCAGAGAAGUUUUGUCAAUCAGUGGAGAUGGAGUCUGGUCGCACUUUACUUCACUUUGCUGCUGAACUUGACCAUCACGAGGCAAUCGCGUGUCUGUUGGAGAAGAAGGCUGAUGCAGAUGCUAAAGAUAAGGUAAACAAUAUUAUGAAGUUUAUGGUAGGAAUAUUAUAUCUUAAAACAGAAGAAGCAGUGGAAUGA